Musa acuminata subsp. malaccensis (wild Malaysian banana) is the source of this 986-nucleotide messenger RNA. Its product is annotated as GTP-binding protein YPTM2. The record is from RefSeq and is a predicted model, not a curated record. Lineage: Eukaryota; Viridiplantae; Streptophyta; Magnoliopsida; Zingiberales; Musaceae. Gene Ontology annotation, biological process: vesicle-mediated transport. Gene Ontology annotation, molecular function: GTPase activity; GTP binding.
CAACUCUAUGCAUUGCCGUCUUCCCCUUCCUUUUCUCUCGGAAUUCGCUCUCGUCCGUUCUCUCUCGCUCGCGAUUCGAUCUUUUUGUUCGGUUGCUCGGGGUUUUGGAAACCCUGGUGGAGGAGGAGCAGGGGAUCCAUCGCCUUCGUCUCAGAAACCGCUUCAAGAACCCCGCUGGGGAAGAACGCAGCCGCCGGCGUAGCACCUCCCCUCCUUCGGCCUCCGCCAUGAAUCCGGAGUAUGAUUAUUUAUUCAAGCUUUUGCUUAUCGGUGAUUCAGGUGUGGGAAAAUCAUGCCUCCUCCUAAGAUUUGCGGAUGAUUCUUACUUGGAAAGUUACAUCAGCACCAUCGGAGUUGAUUUUAAAAUACGCACUGUUGAACAGGAUGGAAAGACUGUUAAACUUCAAAUCUGGGAUACUGCUGGCCAAGAGAGAUUCAGAACAAUUACAAGCAGCUAUUACCGUGGUGCCCAUGGUAUCAUUGUAGUGUAUGAUGUGACGGAUCAGGAGAGCUUCAACAAUGUAAAGCAGUGGUUGAAUGAGAUCGAUCGCUAUGCCAGUGACAACGUGAACAAGCUUCUGGUUGGGAACAAGUGCGAUCUUACUGCAAACAAAGUUGUGUCGUACGAGACUGCUAAGGCCUUUGCGGAUGAAAUUGGAAUUCCUUUCAUGGAAGCUAGUGCCAAAAAUGCCACCAAUGUGGAGCAGGCCUUCAUGGCCAUGACUGCUGCCAUCAAGAACAGGAUGGCCAGUCAACCGGCCAUGAACGGUGCGAAGCCGCCAACAGUGCAAAUUCGGGGACAACCUCUCAACCAGAAGAGCAGCUGCUGCUCUUCCUGAGCAUUUAUUUUGACAAUGGCAUGUAAAAAACUAGGUGCGAUUCAAAUUUAUGCUUCUUUCCUAUUUUUAUGCGGUGAUACCAUUCUCCGUCAUAUAAAAGCAGUAUUAUACGACUUUUGGUAACAAGUGUUGUACAACUUUUGGAAA